This is a messenger RNA of Limulus polyphemus (Atlantic horseshoe crab), 6094 nucleotides long. RefSeq names its product phosphorylase b kinase gamma catalytic chain, skeletal muscle/heart isoform-like. Gene Ontology annotation, molecular function: ATP binding; calmodulin binding; phosphorylase kinase activity. The record is from RefSeq and is a predicted model, not a curated record. Gene Ontology annotation, cellular component: phosphorylase kinase complex. The coding region runs from base 522 to 1706 and encodes 394 amino acids. Lineage: Eukaryota; Metazoa; Arthropoda; Merostomata; Xiphosura; Limulidae. The transcript is spliced from 15 exons. Gene Ontology annotation, biological process: glycogen biosynthetic process; protein phosphorylation.
ACAACAACAAGAAAUUCUGUUGAAAGCCUGAUGUCGAAGUUGCAUGGUAUUGUGAUGCUGUUCCUGAUUAUCUUGAAUAUCUUUUGGUGGCAGCUGAUGUACUAAAGACACUGACAGUAUGAAACUGCUAGAAAUGUUGGAAAGUUGCCAAAAAAAAGGCAACUUGUUACUGUGAUUGAAAGGAAAACAAAAAUGGGAAAGAUCUCUAUCAGUAUAGGUGUUAUACUGUUUAACAAAGCACUAGCAUGCAAAGAGAAAUGGUAAAAUUGUGCUUUUGUGAUGUACAGGUAUAGUGUGAACUUACUGACAUUUGUGUGUGUAAAAUCAACUAAAUUGAGGUCAAUGAAGAGAAAAUUAGGCCAGAUGAAAGAGCUACCAAACCAGAAUGUACCUUUCAUGACAAAGGCUCAGCUUAUAUUACUAUAGGUAGUGGAAGAAGUUUAUCACCAAUUCUAAACGUUGGAAUGACUGUUUGGACCAACUGAAGAAAUUGCUGGUGGUGUGGUGGUAGUCAUUUCAAAAUGGUUUCUCCUUCUAGAGAAGAGACAGAUGAUCUUCCAGACAAGGAUGUGGCCAAAGAUUUCUAUGCCAAAUAUGAACCCAAAGAACUUUUGGGCAGGGGAGUUAGCAGUACAGUACGUCGAUGUGUGGAAAAAGAAACUGGAAAAGAUUUUGCUGCCAAGAUUAUUGAUAUAAGUGGUGAUAUAGAUGAUUCUCAGGGUCUAUCAUUAAGAGAAACAACCUUGCGAGAGAUUCAAAUUCUGAAAUUAGUUGCAGGACAUCCAUAUAUCAUUGAGCUUCAUGAUGUGUUUGAUUCUACAACAUUUAUCUUCUUGGUGUUUGAAUUGUGUAAAAAUGGAGAAUUGUUUGAUUACCUGACAAAUGUGGUUGCCCUUUCAGAGAAGAAAACAAAGGGCAUUAUGAAACAACUUUUGGAGGCGAUAGAAUUUAUUCACUCUAAAAAUGUAGUUCACCGAGAUCUAAAGCCAGAGAACAUUCUCUUGGAUGAUGACUUCAACAUCAAGAUAACCGAUUUUGGAUUUGCCAAAGUUGUAAAGCCUCAAGAGAGACAGUUUGAAUUAUGUGGAACACCUGGGUACUUGGCUCCAGAAUUACUUAAGGCAUCAAUGUAUGAGAAUGCAGUAGGCUACAACAAAGAAGUAGACAUAUGGGCAUGUGGUGUGAUCAUGUAUACCCUGUUAGUUGGCUUUCCCCCGUUCUGGCACCGUAAACAGAUGAUUAUGCUGAGAAACAUUAUGGAAGGAAAAUUUGAGUUCUGUAGUCCAGAAUGGGACGACAUUACAGAACUUCCUAAAGAUCUUAUAAGAAAGAUGUUAGUUGUAGAUCCACUGAAGAGAUUAACAGUGUCGGAAGCUUUAAAACAUGAAUUUUUCCAGGUUGUAACAACAAAAGGAAGAAUAUUUGAUGCAAGGAAAACAUUUCAGCUUGGAAUGCUCUGUGUACGAGCCAUAGUACGUUUGAAAAGAUUAAAGUACACCCCAGAGCCUUUAUCGAUUGAAGUAGCACGUAAUUACCCCUACAGGAUUAAAACACUUAGAAAGGUCGUUGAUGCCUGUGCUUUCCGUGUCUACUGCCAUUGGGUGAAGAGAGGUGAAGUCCAGAAUCGUGCUGCACUCUUCGAAAACCGACCAAAGAUUGAACUGAAACAAAUAUAUACUGAUGCGAUGAAUACCAUUACAACGUAAUGACAAAGUUCAGCUAGGUUUUGUUUAAAUUGGCUGCAAGACCAUUUCCAAAUUAUUUUUAUUUGCUUGGAGAUAUUUGUGUAAUGCUGUAGUAUUUUUCCUCAACCAGGGGAUGCAUACAAAUUGCAUUAACUGGUGUAUAAAGAAAUCGUGCAGUAUAUACCGUGUUUGAGUUUUAGUAACAUUUUAAAACUCGUUAAUGAGAUUAGGACUUCAAGUUACAAACUAAACCCAUAUUCUAUCAUUCUAAAGUUCUUCACAAGACUUAAGAUAGCAAACUCCUUUGGAACAUCACUUCUAUUGUUUAUUUACUUGUAUUCUUAAUCAGUAUUUCUCAUUUAAGUUCUGUCAUCUUGUGUUUUAAAUUCGACAUCUGUUGCUUCCAGCAGAUCUGAAAUGAAAUUUUCUUUUUCAUUCCUGGAGUGAAAGUAACUGUUUUAUUUAUUAGCAAGUAGUAGAAGGUAUUUAUUACCUAAUGAUACACAUGGAAGUCUGUGCUAUUCAGUGUUAAUUUGAAAGCCAGUAGAACUAUCUGUUCAAUGUCAGGGUAAAAUUAUAUUCAUCUUUUUGGGUGUAGUGUUACUUGUAAGUUUAUGAAUGGUCACUGAUGUAAUAAGUUUGAAGUGAAAAGGUUUUUUUACUAUUCAAAUAAAUAUAAGGUUACAUAUUAAAGGUUUACGAUAUUAGGAUAGGUGCAAUUCAUUGGAGAGACACACACAUUCCAUUAUCAUAUAUUUGUUAAUUCAGGUUUUUUAAACUAUAGCAUAAGGAGCCACAUCAGGGGUUUAUUAAUAAUAAUUUUAAUAAUUCUUGUGGUUAACUCAUCUUCUCAAUGUAACAAACUUCAAUGUCUUUACAAUUACUCUGGUAAGAAAACAAAAGCAUUAUUUUGCAAAAUUAGCAAAUUCAAAAUCAACACUAAAUGUAACACAAAGUAGUUGGACAAUGUUUUGAAAACAAAAAGUAUGCAACACUGGAGAAUAAAAAAAACACCUGUCUUAGAUAGGACAAAAAUAAGAUGAAAGUGCAUUUUUAGAAAAAAAAACAUUCAGCUUUGAUUGUGAUUUCUUUUUGUAUAUCAAAAUAUUUUAAUAUGGCAGUCUUUGUUAUGGUAAGUAAUCUGUUAAAAAAAAUUCUUCUGUGAAGCAGUGUAAGUUAUCCUAGUAAUAUCUGCAAAUCUCACAAAAACUGAAUGUAUUAGAAAUUGAAUAAAUUGUAUUUAACUUUUAUUAAAUUUUUAUAGUUUAAGUGCUGACUGAAGGAUGGGAACCAUUUUCAAUGAAAACACCAAACAAUUUCAGAAAAAUAUCAGGAAGAAUAAAAACAACAACAUAUAACUCAUGAUAUGCUGAAAUUUGUUUUAUACACUAAUUUUAACACAUUGCAAAAAUAUUCCACCAUAUAGUUAAAAAAACUAUGUGCAUUGUAUACACAUAUCCAGAGCUGGAUAGAGCAGGAUUGGAUGAAGACACUACUGUGUCAGAAGUACUUGACAUCAUUUAUAUAUAAUAAGCAGAAAAAACAUUUAUAUAGAUCAUAGACCAGAGAGGUUGCUGCAACUUUUAUAUAGAAAGAGAUAGGCAGAAAAAACAUUUAUAUAAAACAUAGACCAGAGCAAUUACUGCAACUUUUAUAUAGAAAAAGAUAGGCAGAAAAAAACACUUAUGUAAAUCAUAGACCAGAGCAGUUGCUGCAACUUUCACAUAGAAAUAGAUAGGCAGAAAAAACACUUAUAUAUAUAUAAAUCACAGACCAGAGCAGUUGCUGCAUCUUUUAUAUAGAAAGAGAUAGGCAGAAAACACAUUUAUAUAAAUCAUAGACCAGAGCAGUUGCUGCAACUUUUAUAUAGAAAUAGAUAGGCAGAAAACACAUUUAUAUAAAUCAUAGACCAGAGCAGUUGCUGCAACUUUCACAUAAAAAAGAUAGGCAGAAAAAAACACUUGUAUAAAUCAUAGACCAGAGCAGUUGUUGCAACUUUUAUAUAGAAAGAGAUAGGCAGAAAAAACAUUUAUAUAAAUCAUAGACCAGAGUGGCUGUUGCAACUUUUAUAUAGAAAGAGAUAGGCAGAAAAAACAUUUAUAUAGAUCAUAGACCAGAGGGUUGCUGCAACUUUUAUAUAGAAAGAGAUAGGCAGAAAAAACACUUAUAUAAAUCAUAGACCAGAGCAGUUGCUGCAACUUUCACAUAGAAAUAGGCAGAAAUAAUAUUUAUAUGUAUCAUAAAUUAAAGCAGUUAUAUGGCUUUAGCUAGAAGGCUCAAGGAAACAUUGCCUUGUGCAAAUUAUGUAUAGGCUUUUGUAUUAUUAGUAUAUAGCUGUAAUUAUGAAAGGUUUUUUUCAACAUUACUUGGUUUUCAGAUGCUGUUAGAAUGCAACAUCGACAGAAAUUGCACAAUAUGUUUAUGUAGAAGUAUAAACUUGGUUUAUUUAUUAGUGUUAUAUCAGUUUUUUUUAGUUAAUAUAUAUAUUUGCAUUAAGUACAGAUACAAAGAUUUCCUGUGAAAAGGUAGAUUAAAUAUUAUGCUUGUGAAUGGUAGUUUAGCAUCUUCGUGUUACACACUAUACUCUGAUCUUUUAAAGGUUCAAUUAUUGUUUUUGAAUGAUUACUUUUAUGUGAUCUUACAUGUUUAGAGACUGUUUAUUUUUCAUAGCCAGUAGAUUUAAAAGUGAUGUUAUUUUCGUUGUAAUUAAUAGCUUUGUAAAACAUUUAACAAGUGACAACUAGGUAUAUUGCCACUUUAUUUUUCAAAGCAUGUAUUACAUAGAGAUCACAUGGAGUAUUACUAUUUGGUGGUUAUUGUGAGUUAAAUAUCCAGCAUAAAUAGAUUUGUAUGUACAUCCUAAUUUGUAGCGUUGAUAUUAAAUGAACGAAAAAAAAAAGUGUCUAAAAGGUUAUCCAUAAUUUCAACAAAAAAGGGGGGGGUAACAUUUAGUAGCUGUAUUUUCAAAAGGAUUAUUUAACUAGAACUGAUAAACAGGAAAAUGGAAACCAGUUGGACAUGAAAUUACUGGUCACUUCAUUUGCUUUUAUUUCUGUCUCUAUUUCUGUUUAUGUAUUUGUAAUUUCAGAAUUGAAACUUUUAUUUUUUUAUCUUUCAAUUGAUCUGAAAUUAAUAACUGCUGAGUUUUUGCAUAGAAAAUCACCAGGUGGACAAAAUACUGGAUCUACAACCAUCUGGAAUGAACUUUGGAAGAUGAUUAGUCUAUUCACAACAUAUAGCUGUUGUUGGAAGUAUUAAUUAUAAUUUUCUUACUCUUUUUCUUUGUAUAUGGAGCUCGGGUUUCUUUCUUUUAACAUAUAUACAUGUAGAUCCUUUAGGUAUUUAAAAUUAAAUACACUAAUUCAAACUAAAGGAAACUACAGAACUGAGAGAGUGGAGAAUUAGAUAUGUGAGAAACAAGUAGGUCUGUUAAAAAACACAACUGAAUAAGAUAAUCCACCACUAUGUAUAAAGUUGAAAAAUAGUCCAUGUUCUCAGAUCUUUUCACUUGAAGAUAUCAAGGACUAUUAAGCAACAGUUUCAUUAAAGUAUUUUUUGUAUAAAUUUGAGACAAAUUAGAAAGACUUGUGAUUAUCUGGAAUGUCAUGCAAAGCUGUUGUGAUGUUAGUUCAUAUUUUUGGAAUGUUAACAAGGUCAUAACUUUUGUUUUUUGUAAAUGUUUUCAGAGAGUGAGUAAGUAUUUUGAUGAUAUGCUAUACUAUUUGAAGAAGAUAUGACUGCUGUACGAGUGUGAAAGUUUCUGUCAGUCGUCUCGUAUAGAACUGUUUGUAAAUAUACUGUAUUUAAGUCGUAAGCAUAUUUUAUUAAACUGUGUGAUUCAGAAAAAGUUUUACAAAUUGUUUUAGCCUGAUUAUGAUACAAUAGCAUUUUGAUUGACUUUGUUUGGGUUGUAUCAACCCUCGUGACUAUGAUACAGUGAAAUUUCGAUUGACUUGGGUUUGGUUAUACAAAGACUUAAGACUACUUUUUGUUUGAAAAUCCGUGACGACAGCUUUAGAGUAAAUAUGUUUUGUGAAGUUUCUAUGUUCAGAUUAUAAUGUCCUAAGUGUUUUAUAUAAGCCAAUAUUAUCGAGGACGCCUUAGAAAUCCUAGUAUAACAAACACUUAAGACAUCGAAUCUGGGAUAACCUUGUUUAAAGUACUUAUGAUAAUUUGUUUAUUAAUAUUGAUGAUAUUAUAUUAAAGAAAUUAUUGCAUAAAAUCGAUUAAUUAUUUUAUUAUAAAUGUUGUAAAAGCUGAUACAGUAGAUGUUCUCGUGACUUUUAAUGUAUUUUUAUGACAAUAUUUCGUUUUUGAAAUGUGGUUAAUCCAUCUGUACAACGUAUCAUAUAAUUUCACCUCCUAAGGCGAUAUGAACUGGUAAAUAAAAUUUGUUAGAAGAAAAUAUA